This is a messenger RNA of Trichophyton benhamiae CBS 112371, 729 nucleotides long. RefSeq lists its product as uncharacterized. Bases 1 to 729 code for a protein of 242 amino acids. Gene Ontology annotation, biological process: attachment of spindle microtubules to kinetochore. The record is from RefSeq and is a predicted model, not a curated record. Gene Ontology annotation, cellular component: DASH complex; spindle microtubule. NCBI's taxonomy places the organism in Eukaryota, Fungi, Ascomycota, Eurotiomycetes, Onygenales, Arthrodermataceae. The transcript has 3 exons.
AUGAGCUUGUUACAGAACCACCUAGAGCAGAUCUCUCUCUCCGCGUCCGCGAUAGCAGACUUAUCAUUCCCUCCUCCGAAACCAUUUGUCAAUGCACUUCUCGGCCAGCAUGACAUCACCACUCUUAUCCGUGACACGGAGGCCCAUGAACGAGCCCUCUUCUCUGUCGAUAACACCACCAAGUCCCAGCGCAGAGCCACUCGUCGAGGUACGAUGUUCGUAGCAGAGACCGAACGAGAGUCUAUGAUCAGCCGCAUAUACGCCGUUAGAGACCGUACGAACCAGUCCGCUGUUGCGCGGGUACUUGGCGGUGAUAUGAUGGAUGCUAUCAAACGGUCCACUGCCCCAACAUCAGAUAGAACCACAAAGAGCGGGUUGGACAUUGAGGUUCUGUUACGCGGUGCAGAAAUGCUUUGCAACGUAUAUCCGGUAGCAGGAGCCAAGGAGAAGAUUGCUUCUAUACGAUCUCGACACCGCGAAAUAACGGCUUCCCUCGAAUAUCUUGAAAAGCGUGUUGCUGACCAGGCAGAAGAGCUGGAACGAAUGAAUCUCUCCCAAUAUGAUGACAGUGAUUACCAUAAGACAGAGGAUACCACUGAGGCCGUGGAAGUCACGGAUGAAGACAUCGAGCUGGAACUUGAAGCUAUUCGAGAACUGGAGGCGAAGAAACGGCGUCUAGAGGCUAGGGUUACGGGGAUGGAGAAAGAUUUAGGAGGGCUGCUAAGGUGA